Pieris macdunnoughi is the source of this 3411-nucleotide messenger RNA. Lineage: Eukaryota; Metazoa; Arthropoda; Insecta; Lepidoptera; Pieridae. The record is from the annotation of a GenBank genome assembly.
AUGGGCUGGCGCGCCGAGCUAACGCCGCACAUCGCCGCCGGCCUGCUGCUUCUACUGAUUGUAUAUUUGCCGGUAACUUGCCAUCAAGACCACCAAGAUGCCGUACACAUUACGGCUAUCCUCGGUGAGAGUGUGGUGUUCAACUGCCAGGUGGAUUUCCCCGAAGAUGUCCCCGUGCCGUACGUGUUGCAGUGGGAGAAGAAGGUAGGCGAAACGGGUCAGGACAUACCGAUAUACAUCUGGUACGAGAGCUACCCGACUCACAGUGGAGAGGGCUAUGAGGGCAGAGUGUCGCGCGUGGCACCCGAUUCGCCUUAUGGCGCUGCCAGUCUCAACCUCACUAAUAUACGAGAAUCGGACCAGGGAUGGUACGAAUGUAAGGUGGUAUUCCUUAACCGGUCUCCAAACCAGCACAAAAACGGCACGUGGUUCCAUUUGGACGUGCACGCCCCACCGAGGUUCUCUAUCACGCCGGAGGAGAUCAUAUACGUUAACCUAGGUGAUGCCAUAAUACUCAACUGCCAAGCAGAAGGCACACCAACCCCAGAAAUUCUAUGGUACAAAGACGCUAACCCUGUGGAGCCAUCUGGAACAGUUGGUAUCUUCAACGACGGCACCGAACUCCGCAUCAGUAACAUCAGACAUGAAGAUAUCGGAGACUAUACGUGUAUCGCACGAAAUGGGGAGGGCCAAGUCUCUCAUACGGCCAGAGUCAUUAUCGCUGGUGGCGCUGUUAUCACGAUGCCGCCAACAAACCAAACAAAGCUUGAAGGGGAGAAAGUCCAGUUUUCCUGUGAGGCUAAAGCUUUACCAGGCAAUGUGACUGUUAAAUGGUUUCGCGAGGGUGCUCCCGUGGCUGAGGUAGCGGCUUUGGAGACAAGGGUCACAAUCAGACGUGAUGGAGCCUUAGUAAUUAACCCCGUAGCUGCUGACGACUCCGGUCAGUACUUAUGCGAGGUCUCAAAUGGUAUCGGAGAUCCACAGAGUGCUUCCGCAUAUUUGAACGUGGAGUAUCCAGCCAAAGUGACUUUCACUCCAACAGUCCAAUAUCUACCUUUUCGUCUGGCUGGCGUAGUUCAGUGCUACAUAAAAGCUAAUCCUCCUCUACAAUACGUCACGUGGACGAAGGACAAGAGACUUCUAGAGCCGUAUCAGACGAAAGACAUUGUUAUUAUGAACAAUGGUUCCCUGCUAUUUACGAGAGUUAAUCAGAAUCACCAGGGAAGGUAUACCUGCACACCGUAUAAUGCACAAGGGACUCAAGGAUCUUCGGGUCCAAUGGAAGUAUUGGUCAGAAAGCCACCUGUGUUCACAGUAGAGCCUGAACCGUUGUACCAAAGAAAGGUUGGGGAAUCUGUGGAGAUGCAUUGCGAAGCUCAAGAGGCUGAAGGCACUCAACGACCCAGCGUUGUCUGGAGACGAAGAGAUGGCCUUCCUCUUCAGAAGAAUAGAGUGAGGGCGCUAGGAGGGAAUAUCACCAUCGACACAUUACGACGUCAGGACUUUGGGAUCUACCAAUGUGUGGCCUCUAAUGAGGUAGCAACAAUAGUAGCUGAUACCCAGCUGGUGAUAGAAGGUACUCAGCCACAUGCACCAUACAAUGUUUCGGGGACAGCGACAGAGUUUCAGGUCACGUUACGAUGGCAACCAGGUUACGCUGGCGGACCAGACUAUAAACAGGACUACACAAUUUGGUAUCGGGAAGCGGGCUUCUCUGAAUGGACCAAAGUGCCUGUUACGCCAUCUGGAGCUACUUUUGUCACAAUAAAUAGGCUUCAGCCAGGGACCACAUAUGAAUUUCAAGUUAAUAGUAAGAAUACCAUCGGAGAGGGAAUGAUGAGCAAAGCUAUUACAAUACGAACACUUGAUGUAGGCGCAAAACCAAAGACUACACCCACAGCCGCGGGACCGAUAGACGAAAAAAUCUUUCAGAAUGCACCCGAGGGAUCCGGUCCAAAACCAGGACAGCCUCGAAACUUAACAGUGACAGAAGUCCACAAUGGGUUUUCGAUCUCAUGGCAAACGCCACUAGACCGUGCUCAUUUAGUUCAAUACUAUACGAUCAAAUACAGAACGGAUGCACAAUGGAAGACCCUCAAUCGUGGUCAGAUUCGCCCCGAAGAAACUAGUUAUCUUGUAAAAAACCUAGUCGGAGGCCGCACAUACUAUUUCCGCAUAUUGGCCAACUCAGCGACGAGUUACGAAAGUUCUGAAGAAGUAAGGUUUGCGGUCCCAGCGCGGGUUAAGCACAAAGCUAUAACAGCGGGCGUAGUUGGCGGGAUAUUGUUUUUUAUAGUCGCCAUAAUACUGUCCGUAUGUGCUGUGAAGAUUUGCAAUAAACGCAAGCGACGCAAGCAGGAGAAAGCAUACAACAUGGUAGCCGCGCGGCUGACAGACCUGCGCGCCGCUGACAGCACUCAAGUGCCUUUUAAGAAAUUUAGAGAAAGCGGAAUAUCGAGUGUAGUCCAAUGUUUGCGGUUUACGGCGAACUGGAUCUGGCCGGUGACACGGUGCGGCGAAGAGCCGCCUUACUGGGGACUCGUUCGACGUAUGUCCCCCGCCCCGCCGCCCUCGCCUUCUCCCUCGCUGGCCCCCUCCUCCUCUGACGACGGCGGCUUCCUUCCUCGCCUGCGCGCUCCUUUGCAGCCCGCCGCGGCGCCCCCGCUCUUUCGUGCCUCGUCCCCCGCCUUCUCCCCUUGGACGGCUUGGACCCCGUGGCCGACCUGGGUCCCCGCUUGGACUCCGUGGUCGCCUCUGCAUAUAUCAGAUCUCAGCUCGGUCCCCUUUCCGAGCUCAGCGGACGGCUCCUUCCCGACCCCGCCAUCGUUCCUUCUGCGGCAGUCCCGCCAGGCUAGCGAGCGAGCGCUGUGUGCCGUCCCGCAGCGGACGCGGUGGCGACCUGUCCCGCGACACGCGCGCUCUCGUCCGGGGGCAGAUCCUCCGCCGCCACACGAAGCCUCCCCGGAGAGCCGUUCGUCGUCAAGCGGCUUUGGCAGCAAGAACGCAUCCUCGUCGCAGCACAAUCGCAGCAGCCGGACGGGCAGUCUGGCGGAAUGGCGACCCCCGCCGUACCGUGCGCCCCCUCCGGCGCCGCUACCGCGACCCGAGUCGGGCGAGGCGUUGGACGCAGGCUCCGUAGACGUGCACUACGAGUGGGACCGCGCCACCCGCACGCCUACGCCUUCCACCCCGGAACGACCUCGGGCCCGCCAGGCCCGAGAUGACGUGGAAGCGCGGGUCAGGGCGAUGAAGGAGGAAUUCUUAGAGUUUCGUAAGCGGCAGGCUCUGCGCCGUCGUUCCCCGGAACCGCUGGGCCCGCCGCCGCCGCUCUCAGCGGUGUCUGCGCUCUCUCCACUGUCUCCGCUCGCUCCGAUCGCUCCUCCGUCUGCACCCGCGGAGACCGUUUGCUGA